CUUCUGCAUAUAAAUAGAGUAAUCUCUCUCUCUCUCUCUCUCUCUCUCUCUCUCUCUCUCAAAACACCAUGGAUGCUGCAAUCUUCUUCACUCUCCUCUUCCUUCUCCCCAUCAUCCUUCUCUUAAUCAGAUCAAGAAAACCAAGAUCAUCGAAAAAGCUCCCACCGGGCCCACUCGGUAUCCCCAUCAUAGGCCAGAGCCUACAACUCCUCCGCACCAUGCGAUCCAACACAGCCGAGAAAUGGCUAGACGAUCGCAUAAAAAAGUACGGUCCGAUCUCAAAACUCACCCUCUUCGGAACACCGACGGUUUUCCUCACCGGAACCGCUGCCAACAAAUUCAUAUUUACCAGCGAAGGCGACACACUCACUAAUCAACAGCCACAGUCGAUCCGACGAAUAAUGGGCGAUCGGAAUUUGAUGGAGCUGAUCGGCGACGACCACAAGCGCGUGCGAGGUGCGCUCGUAUCGUUCUUGAAGCCGGAGGUGCUGAAGAAGUAUGUGGGAAAGAUGGAUGUUGAGGUGAAGCAACACCUUCAUAUGCAUUGGGAAGGGAAGCGUAACGUUACGGUGCUACCUCUGAUGAAGAUACUAACAUUCGACAUCAUCUGUUCCCUCCUAUUCGGCCUUGAGCGGGGCCCACAGCGAGAACAGUUCAUCAAUGGCUUCCAACAGAUGAUCGAGGGAAUGUGGUCGGUCCCUAUAAACUUGCCAUUCACACGUUUCAACCGCAGCUUGAGAGCGAGCCAAAGGGUAGGAACCAUGAUCACCGAUCUCAUACAUGAGAAGCGGGCUGCGUUAGAGCUGGGCCAUGCUUCUCCACAUGCAGAUCUCAUCACUUGCUUGCUUAGUAGGUGCGGUGACGGAGAGGCCAUCACUCACAAGGAGAUAGUAGAUAAUGCCAAGAUCGUCAUGAUUGCGGGCCACGACACUUCAUCGGUCCUGAUCACUUUCUUGCUUCGACUGCUAGCCAAAGAUCAGCUCAUCUACGACAAUGUUCUGCAUGAACAAGAAGAGAUAGCGAAGAGCAAAGCACCGGGGGAGCUUCUAACGUGGGACGAUCUAGCUAAGAUGAAGUACACAUGGAGGGUGGCGAUGGAGAUUUUGCGGCAGAUCCCACCAGUGUUCGGUGCCUUCCGGACGGUCGUGAAGGACAUCGAAUAUGGUGGAUACCUAAUACCCAAAGGGUGGCAAAUUUUCUGGUCCAUGAACUCCACACAUAGGGACGUGCAAAUUUUCCCCGAACCGUCGAAGUUCGAUCCGUCCCGCUUCGAUGGCCAAGCUUUAGUUCCACCUUACUCUUUCGUUGCAUUUGGGGGAGGAGUGAGGAUAUGUCCCGGUUAUGAGUUUGCGAGAAUAGAGACUCUGAUCACCAUUCAUUAUUUGGUGACACAGUUCAAAUGGAAGUUGUGUUCCAAAGACGAUUCUUUUAUCAGGGACCCAAUGCCAGUUCCCAGUCAAGGGUUACCAAUACAACUUGAGCCCAAGGAAACCUGA
Molecule: messenger RNA, 1496 nt
Organism: Magnolia sinica
Lineage: Eukaryota; Viridiplantae; Streptophyta; Magnoliopsida; Magnoliales; Magnoliaceae
Product: cytochrome P450 716B1-like
Exons: 4
Coding region: 69-1496 (475 amino acids)
Biological process (GO): sterol metabolic process
Molecular function (GO): iron ion binding; monooxygenase activity; oxidoreductase activity, acting on paired donors, with incorporation or reduction of molecular oxygen
Source: RefSeq, a predicted model, not a curated record